Messenger RNA from Rhopalosiphum maidis (corn leaf aphid), 2518 nucleotides. RefSeq names its product mannose-1-phosphate guanyltransferase alpha-A (gene Gmppa). The coding region runs from base 366 to 1949 and encodes 527 amino acids. Gene Ontology annotation, cellular component: cytoplasm. The transcript has 9 exons. Gene Ontology annotation, biological process: biosynthetic process. NCBI's taxonomy places the organism in Eukaryota, Metazoa, Arthropoda, Insecta, Hemiptera, Aphididae. The record is from RefSeq and is a predicted model, not a curated record.
UAGCCGAUCAAGUGAACUGUUGCCCCUGUCGGGCCUGACGUGUGAAUACUAUUCUCUGUAAUAUUUAUUUCACGUUGCCGUCUGCUGAGUUUGUCGAUUUGCUAUCUGCCACUAACGAUACCGCACUGUCACUCUUACGGCGUCGGUGGUUUAUCCGAUAAUAAUUGAUAUAACUGUUGUAUAGUAACAACAACAGUUUCGAUUGUGGUAUCUCGGAAUAUUGUAUUCGUGGCAUAGCACCAAGUCCUGUGGGUGUGUAGAACCAACUGUACUCUGUAAUAAAUAAUAGUCUCAAUUAACUCUGUUUGGCGUCGUCGUUGAAAAUAAACACUUUUUAUUUCGGAACCUGACAGGUACGAACGAUCAUGUUGAAAGCCGUGAUAUUAAUCGGUGGCCCAUCUAAAGGCACUCGAUUUCGGCCGCUUUCGUUGGAUGUACCUAAACCAUUGUUCCCCGUGGCUGGCCUACCUGUUGUUCAGCACCACAUAGAUGCAUGUUACCGCUUGGGUCAAAAACGGAGUUCAAUUCCUGGAGACGAUAGUAAAAGCAACGUAGGGAAAUAUUGUGUUGCUGAGGUGCUAUUAUUGGGAUACUAUGGAGAUGAUGAGCUUGCAGACUUCUUACUUACAGCUACUCAGAGUUAUCCAACACUGCGAAUUAGGUAUCUUCGUGAGCCUGAUGCUUUGGGCACAGCUGGUGGCUUAUAUCAUUUUCGUGAUACGAUUCUUGCUCCAUUAGACAACAAUGAAGGUGAACAAGUGCAGGCAUUUUUUGUAAUGAAUGGUGAUGUUUGCGCUGACUUUCCAUUAGAUGAGAUGCUCCAUAUGCAUUUCACUAAUAAUAGUCACCAGUCACAGCAUCAACAAAAACAACCAGUGUUAAUUACUGUCAUGGCUACUGAAACCACUCGCCAACAAUCUGUUCAUUAUGGUUGCAUGGUUGUAGACAAAGAAACAAAUAUCAUACAACAUUAUGUUGAAAAGCCAUCUACAUUUGUUUCAAACACAGUGAAUUGUGGUGUUUAUUUAUGUUCCCCACGGCUAUUUGAGACUAUAGCAGAUAUUCAUUUAGAAAUGCUAAACAGUAAUGGAAAUGGUAAUCAACAACAUACCGCUAGGUAUACUACUAGUAAUAAAAAUAAUAUAAACCAACAGCAGCAACAAAAGCCAACUGAAGAACGAGUUGCUGCUGCUAUGGUCAUGUGGAUGGAGCAAGAUGUGCUACGUAGACUGGCAGGAGAAUCUGGAAGUAGUUGUAGUAAUAUUGGUAGUGGUGGUGAUGGCAGUGGAAGAAUACAGAAAGAUACUAUAUGUGGUGGAGUGGCACUAGCAGCAACCACACGUAACUGGUGGUCCCAAUUGAAAACAGCUGGUGCAGCAAUUUAUGCAAAUCGUCACUACUUAUCAUUGCGCCAACAACGAGAACGAUUACUGCAACGGGAGUCAGUAAUUGAUUUGCCAUUGCCUUCACCGGUAAAAUGUCGUUUGGCAACUGCAGAUCCUAAAGGUGGAUAUUCAACAAUUGGGAAUGUAUAUGUACAUCCAUCAGCCCAAGUGCAUCCAACUGCAUUACUAGGUCCAAAUGUAAGUGUAGGCGAAGGAGCAUGUAUUGAUCAAGGUGUACGUAUUAAGGAGUCUAUUGUACUACAAGAUGCUGUCAUUGGUCAACAUAGUCUGGUGAUGCACAGUAUCAUUGGUAGACGUGCUAAAGUUGGUGCCUGGUGCCGUGUAGAAGGUAGUGCAGCGUGUUCAGAUCCCAAUCCUAAUGUGGCAUAUGCCAAAAUGACACCUCAGCUGCCCUUAUUUAACGCCUUGGAUGGUCGGCUCAAUCCAUCUAUAACUAUACUCGGUUGUGGAGUCAAUGUCGAAUCUGAAGUGGUGUUAUUAAACAGCAUUGUGUUGCCUUACAAGACUUUAACCAGAAGUUAUAAAAACGAAAUAAUAUUGUGAUCAUUGCAUAGUUCAAUAGACGUAUACAUUAAAAAUAAGACAAAAUAAACAUUAUACAGUCAUUAUCAGAUAGAUUGGCACAGGGCUUCUCCGUAAUUGGUUGUUAUUACCGAGUAUAUCAAUAAGCUAAACAAUUGUCACAAAACAUUUUAAAACAUAUAUCAACUUAUAUUAAGUCAACUAAUUUAUCAUGUCUCUUUUAAGAACAUUUAUUUUUAUGCAUUUAUGAUAUUUAUAACUUGUUAUGGACACAAAGCAUAGCCGAAACACAUGACGACUAGUUUUGACUAUACCUACUGAAAAAUGCCGUUACCACCAUGCCAGUUUAUCUGGAUAUGACUAAAGGUACGGUUUCCCUGCAGCGUCUAGGGUCAACUACUGGUCUGGACAUAGUAAGCGCCUAGACACGGCGUCAUGUUCCACUCUUUGACGCUGCAAGGAAACCAUACCUUAAAACUAUUACUAAACUUAUUAUUUAGAAAAAAAUAUAUAUUAUCUACUAUUAUUUAUUAUUUUAAAUAUGAAUAUUUAUAUGGAUAUACUUAUAUUUUAAAUCCUUAUUUUAGUUA